This is a messenger RNA of Prunus armeniaca (apricot), 1611 nucleotides long. The record is from the annotation of a GenBank genome assembly. NCBI's taxonomy places the organism in Eukaryota, Viridiplantae, Streptophyta, Magnoliopsida, Rosales, Rosaceae.
AUGGAAGUUACAGAACCUCCCACCUCAAACAAUGAAGAAGACGACGACGUUUUCUUCGACGCCCUCGACGACUUCCCCUCCACCACCGAUCAAUCAGAUCAGUUCACGUCACCCUCCACACUAUCUUUCCCAGACUCCACACCUUCUCAGGCCACCAGCCUCCGCCGCCGAUCAUCUCGCCGAGCAAUCUCCGGCGACGAUUCGAAGACUUCCACUUUAGAAUCCACUCUCAGCUCCGAAAUUGACUCGAUCAACGACACGAGGCUGAGUAUCAGAGCCAGAAAAUUUAAGCUUCGCCGGAGUUUGAAGGAGCCCGAGUCGACUCGGGACGGAGUCAGCUCAGUGCAAGUUCCGAGUGACCAGAACAACGAGGGUUCGACUGUAACUACUGCCGGGAAUGACGACAUAGUUGGUGAAUCGGCCGACUCGGCCGCACAACUCGGUGACUCUUCUUUUAACCUUCUUGUGUUUUUGGCCGGGAUGAUAAUCAAGGCAAUUGGGCUCCAAAUUAACUUAUUCAUUAGCAUCUUUACAUUUCCCAUGUGGAUUUUGCACCAUUCUUACAUGCUUGUCAUCGACCCCUUCCAAAUUGUGCGUCGAGGCCGAGAGUAUUUGAUCACAGAGGUGUUAAAUUUAUGGAAAUUGGCUGGUGGGUAUGUGAGUCCCCUGGUUUUCCAGUGGUUGAAGGACAACAACUCGGUCUGGAAGGUGGCAUUGCGAUGUGGGUGGGGUUUGUUUUGGUCAUGCUAUGUUUGUUUCGUUUUGUGUGGUCUUUUGGUCACGUCGCUUGUGUUUAGUGGAGUUUUGAUGAGGAGCAUCGUGGCCGAGCCAAUGCAUAUGAAGGAUAUGUUGAACUUUGAUUACACUAAGCACAGUCCGGUGGCCUAUGUACCGGUAAUGUCGUGUGCCGGUGCCAGUUGUGGUGCGGAUUGUAAAGAAAAGGUUCAAGCUGGGGAGAGUUUCGGGUUUCGAGCUAUACCUCGUGGUCACAAAGUGGCGGUCACUGUUUCAUUCGUAUUGCCUGAAUCAGAGUACAACAGGAAUCUUGGGGUCUUUCAGGUCAGGGUACAGUUCCUGUCUGUCUAUGGUAAAACCCUUGCCAGUUCAAGCCAUCCAUGCAUGUUACAAUUCAAAAGCGAGCCUAUCCGCCUUCUAUUGACUUUUCUUAAGGUUGUUCCUCUUGUUGCCGGCUAUGUUUCGGAAUCCCAAACUCUGAAUCUGAAGUUCAGAGGGUUUAUCCAAGGUGAAGUUCCUACUGCCUGCUUAAAGCUGACAAUUGAACAACGUGCUGAAUAUCAGCCUGGUGCCGGUAUUCCCCAAAUAUAUGAUGCAUCGGUGACCCUUGAGUCAGAACUUCCACUAUUUAAAAGACCAUUAAUUAUUCCAAAAGCAAGACCAAGGGUUGGUUCUGUUAGCAGCAGUGCCACUCAAAGCAGCCUCCCAGACACUAGACAUAACCAGUGGAAACCAGAUAGAUUGACAGCUCCGUUCUUGGAAACUCUUCAGAUUAUGACAGUAAAGGUGAUAACAAUCAAACACUGCAUCAGAACAUGUUUUCAUUUUGCUGCUUCAGGUCACUCUACUGUUGUCUCACCAAACAAUGGAAAGUGA